GCGAUGUGUUGUAUGGUGCAAGCAUCGUGGGUGUCGUCCACAUCUUAACCACGGUACCAAUUUCCUCUGAAAAAUGAGCAUCUUCUCAGCAUAUAUAAUGCCCUGCAUCCUAUCAACAUCUGUCUGUUUCCUCAUCAUCUACAAAUCUCGUAUCUUCCAAGUCAGAACAGCUCAAGAAUACAACUUACCAUCCACUACCACAACACCAACACCAAACAUCAAACCAAGCAAAAGCUUCUCUACCACAAACAUUAAGAUGUACGCCAGAGCCUUCGUCCUCUCUCUCUCCAUCUCUCUGGGCAUUGCCAUUCCCAUCUCCCCCGUCGCCCGCCCCUACAUCCCAAGCAGUCUUGGGACUCUCGGCCCCAUCGCCAGGGUCGUCACCGAAGCCGAAAAUGAAGUUCUCACGGCACCCAUCCCCAAAAAGUGGAUGCACACACACGGUUUCUCAGAGUCUGAGGAGCCCGAGGCAAAGAUGCGAUCCACGGUUAGAGAUUGCCCAGAGGGCAUUGCGUGUGCCGGUCUCAUCAAGGAUGUGAUUCACACGAUGGAUAAGGUUCUGGAGAAGGCCAAGGAGGAAAUUGGCGAAGGACUUGAUGAGGCCAAGAAGCAGAUUGACGAGAAACUUGGCGAUACGUGGAUGCCCAAGUGUUAGACGGUUCUGCCUGAUGUGAGAAGGCAAGUGCGCUGGGGGUAUGAAGGGUGGAAACGAGAUAUCCUAGCCGAUGGACUGAUUCGGAUGAUCUGAUUGAUUGAAGGGUAUCUGUUGGUCGCAAUACUCGC
Messenger RNA from Alternaria alternata, 783 nucleotides. RefSeq lists its product as hypothetical. The transcript has a single exon. Bases 74 to 655 code for a protein of 193 amino acids. Lineage: Eukaryota; Fungi; Ascomycota; Dothideomycetes; Pleosporales; Pleosporaceae. The record is from RefSeq and is a predicted model, not a curated record.